GUUUGCUGAAAUGUCAUAUUCAUGGAAAAGAGAAAUUCUUUAAUUUUUUUCCCUAUAGCUGUCAGUUGUACACUGUAGAAACUAUUGUUGUACCAAUAUUCUUGUUUGCAAAUUACUCAUAGAAUUCAAACAGAUUUCAGAAAUGGAGGUUGGCUUAGCAGUUGGUGGUGCAUUUCUCUCUUCAGGCCUGCAAGUUAUCUUUGAUAGGCUUGCACCUAAGGGAGAUCUGCUCAAGAUGUUCCAGAAGCAUACGAAAGAUGUUCGUCUUUUAAAGAAGUUGAGAAUGACUUUGCUUGGUCUUCAAGCUGUGCUAAGUGAUGCAGAGAAUAAGCAAGCAUCAAAUCAAUUUGUGAGAGAGUGGCUUAAUGAGCUUCGAGAUGCUGUGGAUGGUGCUGAAAACUUGAUUGAACAAGUCAAUUAUGAAGCUUUGAGACUUGAGGCUGAAGGUAAGCAUCAAAAUCUUGGAGAAACAAGCAACCAGCAAGUAAGUGAACUUAACCUGUGCUUGAGUGAUGAUUUCUUUCUUAAUAUAAAGAACAAGUUGGAAUACACUAUUGAAACAUUGAAGGAUUUGCAAGAGCAAAUUGGUGACCUUGGAUUAAAGGAGCAUUUUGGUGCUACUAAACAAGAAACUAGAACACCUUCAACUUCUUUGGUUGAUGAUUCUGACAUCUUUGGAAGGCAGAAUGAUAUAGAGGAAUUGAUUGACCGUUUAUUGUCUGAAGAUGCAAGUGGAAAAAAACUGACUGUAGUUCCCAUUGUUGGAAUGGGCGGCGUGGGUAAGACAACACUUGCUAAAGUCGUUUACAAUGAUGAGAAGGUGAAGGACCAUUUUGGUUUGAAAGCUUGGUUUUGUGUUUCUGAGGCAUAUGAUGCUUUUAGAAUAACAAAAGGUUUACUUCAAGAAAUUGACUCAUAUGACUUGAAGGCUGAUGAAAAUCUUAAUCAGCUACAAGUCAAAUUAAAGGAAAGCUUAAAGGGAAAGAAGUUUCUUGUUGUUCUAGAUGAUGUAUGGAAUGACAACUACACCGAGUGGGAUGAAUUGAGAAAUGUUUUUGUACAAGGAGAUAUAGGAAGUAAGAUUAUUGUGACGACACGUAAAGAGAGUGUUGCCUUGAUGAUGGGUAGUGGGGCAAUCAAUGUGGGGACUUUGUCUGAUGAAGCCUCUUGGGAUCUAUUCAAACGACAUUCACUAGAAAACAGGGAUCCUAAAGAACAUCCAGAAUUUGAAGUGAUUGGAAAACAAAUUGCAUACAAAUGCAAAGGGUUGCCUUUAGCUCUAAAGGCACUUGCUGGUGCUUUACGCUGCAAAUCAGAGGUGGAUGAGUGGAGAGACAUUUUAAGAAGUGAAAUAUGGGAGCUUCCAAGUUGUUUGAAUGGUAUAUUACCAGCGUUGAUGUUAAGCUACAAUGAUCUUCCUGCACCUUUGAAGCAAUGUUUUGCUUAUUGUGCAAUAUAUCCCAAAGAUUAUCAAUUUUGCAAAGACCAAAUUAUUCACCUGUGGAUUGCUAAUGGUCUUGUACAGCAGUUGCUUUCAGGUAACCAAUACUUUCUCGAGUUGAGGUCAAGAUCACUUUUCGAAAGGGUCCCAGAGUCUUCUGAAUGGAAUUCAGAGAAAUUCUUAAUGCAUGACCUUGUCAAUGAUUUGGCCCAAAUUGCAUCUUCAAAUCUUUGUCUAAGGUUGGAAGAGAAAAAAGGAUCGCACAUGUUGGAACAAUGUCGGCACAUGUCCUGUUUAAUAGGAGAAGAUGGUGACUUUGAGAAAUUUAAAUCACUCUUUAAAUCAGAGCAGCUGAGGACAUUACUUCCAAUCAAUAUCCAGCCCUAUUAUAACAACAAUCAGCUAAGCAAGAGGGUGCAGCUUAACAUACUGCCUAGACUAAGAUCCUUGAGGGUAUUAUCACUAUCUCAUUACAAGAUUAAGGAGUUGCCAAAUGACUUGUUUAUCAAAUUAAAGCUCCUCAGAUUUUUGGGUAUCUCUCACACGAAGAUUAAAAGGUUGCCAGAUUCCAUUUGUGUGUUGUAUAACUUGGAGACACUUCUCCUGUCAUCUUGUGCAGAUAUUGAGGAGCUACCGCUGCAGAUGGAGAAGUUGAUCAACUUACAUUACCUCGACAUAAGCAACACUCCUCGCUUGAAGAUGCCGCUACGUCUGAGCAAGUUGAAAAGCCUCCAAGUGCGUGGAGCCAAGUUUCUUCUAGGUGGUUCGAGAAUGGAAGAUUUGGGUGAAGUACAUAACUUGUACGGAUCUCUAUCAGUUUUAGAGUUGCAACAUGUGGUUGAUAUUAGGGAAGUUUUGAAGGCAAAGAUGAGGGAGAAGAAUCAUGUUGACAAGUUAUCAUUGGAGUGGAGUGAAAGUAGUAGUGUCGACAAUGCACAAACAGAAAGAGACAUACUUGAGGAGCUACGCCCACAUAAAAACAUAAAAGAAGUCGAAAUCAUUGGAUAUAGAGGGACAAACUUUCCCGAUUGGGUUGCUGAUCCUUUGUUUGUUAAGCUGGUGAAAUUGUCUCUUAGAAACUGCAAGAACUGUAAUUCGUUGCCAGCACUAGGACAACUCCCUUGUUUGAAAUUUCUUUGGAUUAGAGGGAUGCAUGGAAUAACAGAGGUGACGGAAGAAUUCUAUGGUAGUUUGUCGCCUUUUAACUCUCUUGUGGAGCUUAGAUUUGAAGAUAUGCCUGAGUGGAAGCAAUGGCACCUACCAGGAAGUGGAGAGUUUCCUACACUUAAAAACCUUUUAAUAGAAAAUUGCCCUGAGCUCAGUUUGGAGACACCGAUCCAACUUUCAAGUUUAAAAAGGUUUAAUGUUAUUGGUUGUCCAAAGGUUGGAGUUGUUUUUUAUGAAGGGAUGAAACAGAUUGAGGAAUUUUAUAUUAGGGAUUGUAACUCCUUACCUUUUAGCAUACUGCCCAGUUCCUUGAAAGUGGAGGAAUGUGAUUGUAUAGAUGAUAUAUCAGCUGAGUUGCUCCCAACAGCACGCAAUUUGAGUAUUAGGAAUUGCCACAACCUUACUAGGUUUUCUAUUCCUACUGCCACUGAAUGUCUCUAUAUUCAGAAAUGUGAAAAACUCUCGAUGGCAUGUGGAGGGACCCAGAUGACGUAUUUGUGUAUUAGAGACUGCAAGAAGCUGAACUGGCUGCCAGAACUCCUUCCAUCUCUUAAGACACUGGAACUGAUUAAUUGUCCAGAAAUAGAGUCCUUUCCUCGAGGACGAUUGCAGCAACUUGUAAUCUGGAAUUGCAAGAAACUGGUGAACCGACGAAAGGAGUGGCGUUUACAGACACUCCCCUGUCUCAUAGAGUUACUGAUCUCUCAUGAUGGGAGUGACGAAGAUAUUGAACAUUGGGAGUUGCCUUGUUCUAUUACAAGACUUGAGGUAUCCAAUCUUAAAACAUUAAGCAGCCAACAUCUCAAAAGCCUCACCUCUCUUCAAUAUCUAUGUAUUGAGGGUAAUUUACCUCAAAUUCAGUCAAUGCUGGAACAAGGCCACUUUUCGCACCUCACUUCGCUUCAAACUCUACUAAUCAUGAAUUUCCGUAAUCUCCAAUCACUUCCUCAAUCAGCACUGCCCUCCUCCCUCUCUCAGCUGACCAUAUAUGAUUGCCCUAAUCUCCAAUCCCUUCCAUUAAAAGGGAUGCCCUCUUCCCUCUCUGAACUAUCUAUUUCAGAAUGUCCAUUGCUCACACCACUACUAGAAUUUGAAAAGGGGGAAUACUGGACAGAAAUUGCUCAAAUUCCCAGCAUAUACAUCGAUGGGGAAUGCCUGUAAUGAUUAAAACAAAUGGCUCUUUAACAAAUAUAGCUUUGGUAAUUAUGAAGUUUCCUUCUAAUUAUGUCCAUUACUCAACCUCACUGACUCCUCCGAGAUAGCGGAAGAUCAAGGAAAAUGUCGAUGGUAUUAAUAUUGAUAUAGAUCACCGUAGAGAACUUCGCCCUGAGUUCAAUUUUUCGAUGCUUCCAAGUUUCAGCAGUCCUGAUUCCUGAAGUUUUGUGUGUGAGCAUCGUUCUCUCCUUUGAACUGUGAAUGCAUUUCAAGUGUUUAUACCUCUAACGAAGAUAUUAUAACCGUUGAAGAGAUCGUUGAAUGGUAGAAAAAUAAAGCAACGUCAGUAUAGAUUGUGUAUAGAUUGUUAAUAUUGAUGCUGCUGCUGCUGAUGUUAGUAUUCACUUGGCUAUUGUUAAAUAUGUUAAGGAAUUUUACAAAUUUUAUAAGCUCACAAAGGUUUGCUGAA
Molecule: messenger RNA, 4232 nt
Organism: Solanum pennellii
Lineage: Eukaryota; Viridiplantae; Streptophyta; Magnoliopsida; Solanales; Solanaceae
Product: putative disease resistance RPP13-like protein 1
Biological process (GO): defense response to other organism
Molecular function (GO): protein binding; ADP binding
Source: RefSeq, a predicted model, not a curated record